Messenger RNA from Brassicogethes aeneus, 3029 nucleotides. Lineage: Eukaryota; Metazoa; Arthropoda; Insecta; Coleoptera; Nitidulidae. The record is from the annotation of a GenBank genome assembly.
AAAAUAUUUUGAUGAUGUGAUGGGUGGUUUGUUAUUUAUAAAUUUAGCUUAAUAUUAUUUAAAUUUCUAUAAUUAUGGACCAGUCCCCUCCAAUUAAACCCCCUCGGGGGGUUAAACCUGUAAAAGAAACUAGUGGUUUAUUAAUGUCUGUAAUAAGGACAUUAUCAUCUAUUGAAACUAAUGAACAAAGAGAUAGAGAAAAAGCCAAAUUGGAAACAGAGUAUAAAAGUUGUGAUGCUAAACUUGACAGCUUAGUAUCAAAACAUGAGCAAGAUCUUACGAAGGUUUUACAUUUAUUUGGAAAUAUAUCCCAAAUUAUUAAAGAAAAUCGAGAUAAAAUUACCACUGUCAAGCAAAAUCUUAAGGAAUGUAAAAGAAAAUUACACUGCAGAAGAGAUGAAUUAAAAACACUAUGGCUUGAAGGUUUACAGUAUAAAUACAUGUUGGAACUCUUGCAAGAAAUAGAAAAAAUGACAGAUGUUCCAAACAGAUUGGCUUCCUAUAUGAGUCACAAACAUUAUUUACAUGCUACCAUGUUACUAGUGGAGGCUGUAACUUUGGGUAAAGAUACUUUGGAAGGGGUAGAAAGUCUAAAGGAAUUAAGUACCGAAUUGGAAGAAAAAAGAGAGCAACUUCAUAUUAAACUGUUAUCAGAAUUAAAAGAGAACUUGUAUAAUAAACCUUCUAAGAAUAUUUUGGCUUUAAGAAGACAAGGUUCAGGGUUUCAAGUCAAUUCACCCCUACAACGAAGCAUGGAAUUGAGAUUAUCAGGCAGAAAUAGAUCUGCAAUGUUUAGAAAUAAUAUGGAUGAUGUUUUCAAUAUGGAAUUUGAGUUAAACGAUUCCUUUGAUAUUGAAGAGGAUUUAGAUUUAAAUCCUGAGGAAAAUUCUAAAUAUUUUGUUGCAAUUUUAGUAAAAAGCUUAUGUUUGUUAAACAAACUGCCUUAUGCUAUAGAUGAAAUCAAAAAGUCAAUGCAAGAUACUCUUGUCAAAAUUGUUCAACAAUCCACAAAUCAUGUCAAAAGCUUUGUUGAUUUACAAUCAAGCAAUAAGUUAGCUUUAAAAGAAUUAGUUCAAGUUCUAUUUGACCAAUUUAAAGAAAUAGCUCAAGCCCACACGAUUUUAUUAAAUUGUUUAGAAAAAGCAACCAAAGCCCACAAAAUAACUUUAGACUCAUAUGAUAUUAAAUUUUUCUGGAGUAAAGUUCAAAAUGUUAUGGUUGCACUUUUAAAUGAUUACUUGGACAUACAGAAUACUUCAAUCGAAAUGCAGAUUAAUAAUACUCCAGAAAGUAGUGACGUAAAUUCCUUUUUCUCUAGAAGAAAGCAACAAAGUAAAAAAAAGUCUUUAUUUAAGUUUGAUGGUUCAUCAAGUGCUCUUACUUUGAGUAGUACUUUAAAAUGCUCAGAUAAAAAUAAGGUUUUUAUUUGUGUGCCACAUCCAAAUAAUAUUCUUGUCAUUUUUAUAACUUUUAUAACUUUUGUGGAGGAUAUGGAGCAAAAUAUAGGCAUACUUAGACACAAAAGCGAGUUAUAUCAGUUUAUUAGUACUUAUGUAUCUGGUACUUAUCUAAAGAAAAAAUCAACCGAAAUACUAAAUCAAAUUGAAGCUUCUGUAAAAGCCACUGAAGCCUGGAAAGCCACUGUGUUACUCAAUGUUACAUCAGACUAUAAGCCAUUAUUAGAGAGCUGCGUAACUGUAGAAAGAUGCAUAAGGGAAUGGCGUACAGUUUUAAAUGCACUACCUCUGUAUAGCGAACAAAUCGCUGUAUUUUCUUAUAAUGCUUUAAAAGAAUAUAAAGACACAUGUAAUGCGGCCUAUAGAGGAAUUGUUCAACCCUACUCUGAGGACAAGAGGAUAUGUAGUGCUGCCUGGCUCAAAGAUGAGGACAUUAGCCGAUUUUUGAAAUCACUUCCAAACUGGCUAAACCUCAAAACCCAGCAGGAAUAUCAAGCGCGCAACGAACGAACGCGUCGCGUCCUCAAAAGAGAUCAACCUUCCGAGGAAGAGAGUCCCGAAGACGUCAGAAUGCGUAACCGUCGCGAGGCGGAAAUACUGGCAAGCAAUUUGGGCGAAGGCGGCGUCGCCGCAAGCGAAAUCCUCUCCGACAUGUCGUUGCUAAAAGAGUUGGCUCAGUUGCAAGAGAGCAUGGAGUGGUUUUCGGUGAGGAUGUUUGAAUUCACUAGCAAGUUUAGACAGGGGCCGUCGAGCUUGUCUCCGACAAUUUACAAAGAAGCAAACGAUCUAAUGCAGCCUGUUUCCGCGGCAACAUUGCAACAGCUUACCAGCGUUGCGCAAGAGUUUGACGAGUUAGCCAACACUUGUCUUUUACUCUUACAUCUUGAGGUCCGGGUGCAAUGUUUCCAUUAUUUGUUAGCUCAAACUCACCAAAACAAGGAAACGCACGAGCCAGAUCCUAAAGUACUCGAGUUGAGUCGAGUACUGGCGAAUGUUGACGAAGCUAUGACGUCGAGCUUACACUCAAGAAAAUGCAAAUAUAUUUUUGAGGGUCUGGGUCAUUUAAUAGCUAAAAUAUUAAUUAGUUCAGCGCAGUAUAUGCAACAUAUUAAUGAGAGCGGUAUACAGCGAAUAAUUAGAAAUAUUUUUGCUUUGCAACAAACUCUAACAAAUAUUACCAUGACCAGGGAGGUAGCCUUAGAUCAUGCCCGACAUUAUUUUGAACUUUUCUGCAUAACUCCAGAGGAAAUUUUAAAUGGUAUCGUUGAAAAAGGACCAGAAUUCUCUGAGUUGGAGUAUAUGAACGCCCUUCAGUUACUUAAUAGGAGUAAAUCGGCUAAAGACAUUGGAUCAGUGUCUGUACAUUUGGAAAGAUUGUCAGAUAUUUUAGGAGAAGUUGCAGUAACAGUAUAAAAAUGAUUUUAAAUUAUUAUUUAUGAUAAACUUUAACAAAUAUGUAUAGUCGUUAAGUACUAAUAUUUUAAUAGCAACACAAUUAUAUGACUGAAUCAUAUAAAGCAACAACAGUAAUUAUGUUUAAUAAAACUUUAUUUUAUAACUAAGUAUAUUUUU